AAAAGAAAAACUACUCACAAGCGAGCAGGAAAAAGACUCGCGACUUUUGCUCGCGCGAGAGUCAAUGAUUAUGUACUCAAACGGCUGACUGAUAGCUGGAAUCGGCUCCAGUGGAGCCAGUUUAGUGACCCGAUUUGGCCUACCAGUCAUCUGACAUAUAGUACGGGUUUUAAUAUGCAUAGAAACAUCCUUUUUCAUUUGUGGCCAGAAGAAAUGGCGAAAAACCUGGUCAUAGGUUUUCCGGACACCCAAAUGUCCUGACCCAUCAUGAGCAAGUCUUAACACAUGACCACGAAGCUUGGCUGGAAUGACAACUUGAAAAAUGGGAUCCCCAACAAAAUCCUCACCAUGGGGCACCCACUUAUUCACCAAAAUACCAUCCUGAAGAAGGUAGCCCCUGGAAACAUGUUUCACCUCACCAACUGACAGCACUGAUCCAAACUACUCCUCCAAGGCUGGAUCUGCUCUCUGUUCAUUAUGCAGAUCACUACGAGACACAGACAAAGGAAAAUCAGGUAAACACGGCAAAUUUUUCUCCACGUCUCCAUCUACCUCCUUUGAUUCAGCACAACUCAUCGAUCGAGUAACCGCACAUGCAGAGAAAACUUUGGGGAAGUUUACAGCACUCUCAUCAGGCUGUUCAGAGGCUGAAGGAAAGGGAGUGACUAUCGGAGGAGGAGGCACAUCUGCCCACACAUGACUGCCAGCCAGGUCGUUACCCAAAAUGAUGUCAAUCCCUUCCACUGGUAACGCUGGUCUCACACCAAUAGGAACUCUGCCCUGCACCAAGCCACAGUCUAGAUUCAGCAUAUGCACCGGGACAGGCAACACCCUCAACCCCAUUCCUCGCAUCAGGAUUUUAUCCCCUGUAUCUGCCUCAUCUGAAAACGAAAAAAUGGAGUCUCGAACAUAGGAGUUGACAGCACCCGUAUCCCUCAAAAUCUUAACAGGCACCUUAAUUUCACUACCAGUCUGUGUUACAAACCCUUCUGAGACAAAAGGCCAAUAGGACUCAUCUGGGCCUCCAACCACGCCAGAUUCUGCAUGCCCGCCAUGCCACACUCCCACAGGACCAGAAACACUUACAACCAGUGCAGCAGGUUUUAGCCGCCCACCUCCAGCCUGCUGCCUCCUAUCCCCAAGUAUAGGACAUUCCUGUUUCCAGUGGCCUGCCUCACGGCAGCAAUUGCACGUAUUUUCUCCCAUUUCAGGCGCUCCGUGAGGUGCCCAACCUGGAAAACCCCCGAAGCAACCAGAUGAUUUAACACCUCCAUCAUCCUCCCACACAGGCUCACCGAGCCAGCUUUUAUGAAUAAGCGCAUACUCAUCAGCCAAUCCCGCAGCCUGGGCGGCAGUUGUAACCUUAUGCUCAGUAAGAUAUGUGGCAACACGGCUGGGCAGAGAGUUCUUAAACUGCUCCAAGACGACCAAAUUACACAAACUUUCAAAAUCAAUAACAUCAGAAGAUGUACACCAACGAUUGAAAUUAUUUGUCAGCUCCCUCGCAAACUCCAUAUGAGACUGGUUGAACCUUUUUUCCAACAUCAUAAAACGCUGUCGAUAUGCUUCAGGAACCAACUCAUAUGCCUUCAGUACAGCAUUCUUGACUGAUUUAUAAGUUGUAUCAUUAUCUAAAGGAGUUCUCGCACCAGUGGUGUUGCCAGCAAAGAAAAUCCUUCAGGAACUGAGUCGGAUGAAAAUGGGCUGGGAUGACGACUUACCAGAAAAGGUCAAACAACAGUGGACAGAUUGGUUGACAAAACUUCCCAAUCUAAAGGACUUCAAAGUCAACCGGUGCAUCAAGCCACCAGCAUUUGGAAAUCCUACAUACGCACAGUUGCACCACUUUGCGGAUGCAAGUGAGGAAGCUUACGGGACGGCUAGCUACUUACUGUUGUGGAACCAGAGAAAUCAAGUUCACUGCACAUUCAUGAUGGGGAAGGCCAGAGUGGCUCCUUUAAAGCAACCUGCCAUCCCACGGAUAGAGCUGACGGCAGCAACAGUCGCUGUGAAAAUGAACAAGCUGGGGAGAAAAGAGCUACAGUCGGAGGUAUCCAAUUCUGUAUGUUGGAGCAGGGAAUACUCGCCACAGCUCCAGGAACGGCAAAGAUGGUCAAGAGCAUCGAGAAACUUCACUCUGGGAGACAUCGUUCUUCUAGUGGAUGACUCUGCUCCAAGAAACUCUUGGGUCAUGGGGAAGGUCAUUAAGGCACUUCCAGACCACAAAGGACUUGUUCAUCAGGUCUGCAUAAAGACAAAGACUAGUGUUUUACACAGGCCCAUUACAAAGCUGUGUCUGCUUUUGGAAGACGAACAGUGCUAAAGACUGAGCAACAGUGUAGGAGUCUGUUAUCUGCCUCCGGCUCUUAUAUCGUUAUUUUGUGAGAAUGUUCCUUUACAGUACAUGGCUCUCUUAAUUUAAGUUAGGUAAUUGUUUCAAAUGUUAAAUCUUGAGAACAAUUAGGGGCCGGUGUGUAAGAGCCAAAUUCAGUUUGCUGUUAAAUAUUCACUUGUAUUUACAUGUUUAACUUUAAUCACAUCUGUUUCAACUUUGAAUGUUACAAGGAUGUUGUUAUAAUUUGUUAUAGUAAGAAAUCCAUGUAAGUGACAGACUACUGUCACUUUAAGGACACUUUGCGAUAGUUAGUUAUACGGUUAGGAGUAAUACCUGAAGCAGAGUGGAGCCGCACAGUUUUCCGACCGUGUUAUGAAACAUGUUAUGGACCGUGUUAUGAAACGUGUUGUGGACCGCGUUAUGAAACGUGUUGUGGACCGUGUUAUGAAAUGUGUUGUGAAACGUGUUAUGAAAGGUGUUAUAUGAAACGUGCUAUGUGGAUUAACCUGUGGAUCAUUAAAGUGUGUCGAGGUAAUCAGAGUACUUUUAGGAAUAAAGGAAGUCGUUUCACUAACUUGUACGAAGGAAAUUGGAUCAAUAAAAACACGUAUUGCUUUCAUCUACGAGCGGUGUCGGUGUGAGCUAUGUGCUAAGGACCAGAAACUCGCGUCAACUUAAGGUUUACAUUGUGCUAAAGAUUUGGACGCUACACUACCUAAACAUGUAUUCUUUUUGCACUUUGUCCAAUAUCCCUUCCAUCCUGUUUAUUAAAUGGUGACUCUAUUUGGCCCUCAACGUAGUCACAAUUUCUUAUUUUGGCCCUCUCUGUGAUUGAGUUUGAUACCCCUGGCAUAUAUGCUAUAUUAUGCUAAAAGGUGUAAUUUUGUAACUUUUUUGGUUGUUGGUUGCAGGCUGUCACUUCCCUCUCUCUGGCCAAUCACGGGACGCACUGUACACGUUGGUCAAGGUGCGUGCCUGUGAUUGGUAGAGCAGAGGGGAGGAGGGACUUGUUCUGUGUUGGGAGCUAGUCAAAUUUGUUAAACCGCAACCAACAAAGAAGAGAGUUGUUGAGACCUGUAAAAAGACCGUUGAUGUUCACUGGAGUUGCUGGCACUAUUGUUGAAGGUUUGUGUAAAUAAACCUCUUGCAAGGACUUCACUCUGUCUCCGAAUCUUCCAGCAUCAAAUGGAGAUGGAAAAACACGAUUCACUGCAACAGAUGGACCUGAACCAAAUCAGUGAGGAUUCAAUAUCCCCUGAAAUGGAUUUGGAGGCCGCACUGACAGAAUGCUCCGAUGCCCUCAACCUUUUCCUGAACAACAGGUUUUCUGAUGCUUUGGCUGUCUUAAAACCUCGGAAGAGUCAGAGCAUGUACCACGCAAUGGGCUACAGCAGCAUUUUGGUGAUGCAGGCAGGCAUGACCUUUGACCCAAAGGACAUGAAUGCUGCCAUGGCGUCACUGGGUGAAUCCCUGCAGACGUGCCAAAGAUUUCGGAAGAAAACUGGAAUAGUGGAGACUUUAACCAGCCUGUGGAAUAGGCAACCAGCUGACAACCUGACAGAAGAGGAGAUGCAUGCAGAGCUGUGCUAUGCUGAAGUUCUGCUGCAGAAAGCAGCUCUCACCUUUCUGGAUGAGACUAUACUCGGCUUCAUCAAAGGAGGGAUGAGAAUCCGAAACAGUUAUCAGAUUUUCAAGGAUUGCCAGGCCUUGGCCAGUGUCACAAACGACAUGGAAAAACAGAAGAGCACCCACAUACAUUUUAGGGGCGGUGUCAGCAUGGGCAUUGGAUCAUUUAAUCUGAUGUUGUCUCUGCUCCCAUCCAAAGUCCUCAGACUGAUGGAGUUUUUGGGCUUCUCAGGAGACCGGGAAAUGGGUUUGUCAGAGUUAAGGGACGGAGCAGCCGGCAACAGCCUGCGCUCCAUCCUCAGCACCCUGACACUGCUGAUGUUUCAUCUCUACAUUACUGUGAUUCUGGGUACUGGUGAAGCAAACCUUACUGAGGCUGAGGCCCUGCUGGAGCCCUACAUUGAAAAGUUCCCCAAUGGAGCUCUCAUUCUUUUCUACACUGCAAGGAUUGCUUUGCUCAAAGGAAACUUCACUUUUGCCCAGGAAAAGUUCCUGGCGUGUAUUGCAGCACAGGAAGAGUGGUGUCAGAUUCACCACCUGUGUUACUGGGAGCUGAUGUGGGCUUACUCAUUCGAACAAAACUGGAGGGAGGCGUAUCGAUACGCUGACCUGCUCUGCAAAGAGAGCAAGUGGUCCCAGGCCACCUAUACAUUCCAGAAAGCUGCCAUCUUGAGCAUGCUACCAGAGGAAGAAGUGACUGAACUGCAAGAAAAUGUGAUCGUGUUAUUCAGGCAGGUGGAGGGUCUCAGACUGAGGAUUGCUGGGAAGUCGAUCCCAACAGAGAAGUUUGCAGCAAGCAAAGCACGCCGAUACUCUUCUUCUGCGCCUGUGAAACUAGUCGUGCCUGCUUUGGAAAUGAUGUACGUGUGGAAUGGUUUCACAGUGGUGGGCAAAAGACCAGAGUUGACUAAAAGCAUCUUGACCACCUUAGAGAAAGCAGAGGAGCAGCUCAGAGAUGAUCCAAACCCAUCAGUGUAUCACCUGGAUGACCAGUGUGUUGUUCAGCUGCUGAAGGGCCUGUGUCUAAGACAGCUGGGGCACCUGGUCCAGGCUGAGCUCUGCUUCAAUAAAGUCAUUUCCAGUGAAAAGGAUAUCGCUUUCGACAACUACCUGGUGCCAUUCACCAUGUAUGAGCUCGGCCUGUUGCACAAGCAGAAAGGUGACAUCAACACAGCCAUCACAAUGAUGGAAAAUGUCAAGAUUAACUACAAAGACUACAACAUGGAGUCGAGGCUACACUUCCGCAUCCACGCAGCACUCAACACCAUGGGCUCUUUCUCAACCAAACUUCCCCCUUCACGCACGGCAGCUUAAGAGACUCCACGAAAAACAUAGACCAACACGUCUGACUCAAAGUCUCGACCCUGUGUGUUGCCCUCAGCUCUGUCACUUGAAAUCCUCUAGAUGGGCAUCUUACUGUCAGCUCCUUUUUAAAAAUGGUACUGUGUUCAGUCUUUUUUUUUCUGUGCAGUAUGAAUAAGUCUGCUGUAAAGUUAUCUAAAUAAAAAUUAUGAAUUCAAUGAUGUCCUAUAUUUAAUGCUGGCACAAAAUGUAAGGUACAUAACAAAUGUUGAUAAAUUUGAUCACUGAACUCUGAAUAAAUA
Molecule: messenger RNA, 5565 nt
Organism: Anarrhichthys ocellatus (wolf-eel)
Lineage: Eukaryota; Metazoa; Chordata; Actinopteri; Perciformes; Anarhichadidae
Product: tetratricopeptide repeat protein 39B-like
Exons: 19
Coding region: 3521-5275 (584 amino acids)
Molecular function (GO): protein binding
Source: RefSeq, a predicted model, not a curated record